Messenger RNA from Coccomyxa subellipsoidea C-169, 639 nucleotides. RefSeq names its product chloroplast ATP synthase subunit II. Bases 1 to 639 code for a protein of 212 amino acids. Lineage: Eukaryota; Viridiplantae; Chlorophyta; Trebouxiophyceae; Coccomyxaceae. The transcript has 4 exons. The record is from RefSeq and is a predicted model, not a curated record. Gene Ontology annotation, biological process: proton motive force-driven ATP synthesis. Gene Ontology annotation, molecular function: proton transmembrane transporter activity.
AUGAUCGCUCACCCUGCAUGCCGCCCUCUUGCGGGCACCGCCAGGAGCUCGCAGGCCGCUCAGGGGCGUGCAAUCCAACUGGUUGUGCGUGCUGCUGCACCCAAGGCUGAGGGAGUGCCACAGCUGCCCGCAUUCGUGCGCCCAGCAGCUCUUGCAGCCAUCACAAACGCGCUGAUGGCGCUGCCAGCACAUGCAGUGGCAGGAAAGAUCUUCGACUUCAACCUGACCCUACCCAUUAUGGUCGGCCAGUUCCUCCUGCUCAUGGUCUUCCUGGACAAGACCUGGUUCACCCCUGUGGGCAAGGUCCUCGACGAGCGUGAUGGGUACAUCCGCGAGCAGCUGAAGAAGUUCAAGGGCAACGACGACGAGAUCCUGUCGAAGCAGCAGGCUGCAGAGAAGGUGCUGCAGGAGGCACGCGCAGCUGCGCAGAAGCAGAUCCAGGAGGCCAAGGCCGAGGCCACUGCCAAGAGCGAGAAGAGGCUGGGAGAGGUCAAGGCGAAAAUCGACAAGGAGCUGGCGAGCGCGCUGGCAGUGCUGGACAAGGAGAAGAAGGCAGCCCUCAGCGACCUGGACUCCCAGGUGGAUAGGCUGGCCGCCGAUGUGCUCGCGCGCGUUCUCCCGGAGGGCGUCAAGCUCUGA